CGCUUUGUCUCCACAUCUUCCUUGCCGGGACGGGACCCGUAAUUUGCGGAAAGGUCUGGGGACGAAUGCAAGGGAGAGGAACCCCGCGCAGAGAAGCCUGCCAGUCAGGGCUUUGCAAGGACGACGACGACGACCAACGACCGUAGAUGGAUGGACCAACCAGCACAUCACUGCGCGAUGGGUGUUGCGUUCUUCGCACUGGAAGUAACGUUAUGUGCGCGAUGCGUUAGCCUGGCCCUCCCCCGUUGGCUAGGCUGUUUCCAGACAUGGCAGGGUGGCAACGUGUGUAUGCGUGUGUGUGCAGGUCAGUCGGUCAAUGGUGGAGUGGUGAAAGGAGGCAUCAAGAUUGGUCCGAAGUUGCCAACGGCGGACAGGACAGCAAGGACGAAACCCUCGGUACAGGGUACAGGAGGUUGGCCUUGGAGGAAGCGACGCAUGGCCGCCUUGGAAGCGUAUCUAAGUCUGCCGCCCCGGGUUGGCCCUCGAUCAACAGGACAGAUAGCACACGUAGAUAGAGAUGUUGAGGUUUCUGGGGACAGGGAUGUACAUGGACAGGCCGAACCUAGAUAUGCAGGCAGAUUAACAAGUUGCUGGGGUGCAUGCGGGAUGUCUCGGUCGUCAGUGUGUUGCGUCCACUUCUCCAGACCCCAUUGGGUUGUUGUUGUCUGGGGAGAGGGCUGUCAGUGUGUGGAAUGGCAACAUGGUGUGCGAGAUUUCCCGUCCUCUAUGCUUUCAGAGGCAUCGCGGGCAGCACCACUCUCAAAAGUCAGACGCUACGGCAGAAGCAGCAGGCAGACCGAUCGCCAUAGCCGAAGCCAAAGCUCCCAUGGCUCGACGAAGCUCGUCGAUGGGCAAAAGUGAGCAGGCCACCAUGGGGUCGAGGCACACGGUAGUGCGUCCGGUUCCCGAGCGUCGCCCUUCCUAGAGGCCGCCCUAGGAUCGAUAGAACUGGCAGGAGAUGGGACGUGGGCUUGGCCGAGGAUUUGGAGCCCUCGCUUGGCUGGGUAACGUCUGCGUUCAGGCGUCCCGAUUCGCAAGUUUGGGUUUCGCUGGUGAACGGGCUACGGCGUCAAGGUGUAGUGUUGGUGUCUGUGUUCUGUGUUGUGUACAUCCAGGGCGGGAAUUAUGCAGUGGCGUAUGUACGAUGUGUGAAAGCGCGCCGGCAACAUGGGAUGUGGACUCUGGUUGCGGUACGAUGGACACUUGAAAAUAGGUGACGGUAAGCAUGUCUGAGGUGUUGCUAAGCUGCGAUUUGUU
Molecule: messenger RNA, 1257 nt
Organism: Colletotrichum navitas
Lineage: Eukaryota; Fungi; Ascomycota; Sordariomycetes; Glomerellales; Glomerellaceae
Exons: 1
Coding region: 151-861 (236 amino acids)
Source: RefSeq, a predicted model, not a curated record